AUGGCUAACAAUGACGCCGAGUCUUUUACUUCUUUCUUUCAAAGUUGGAUGAAUCGUCAAAAUGACUUUCGUGAGGAACUUCUCAAUACCAUUUCAUCAUAUGCGAGUGAUCGUCCUGAGUCAAUGACUCAGGAUGAAUUAACCAGUAGAGAUCAAAGAAUUACCGAUCUCCUCUCUAGGGUUCGUCUUCAUUACCUCGAAUACUUCGAAACCAAGGGUAGAUUAAUCGAAGCCGAUGUCUACACUAUCCUAUCUUCCACCUGGCUCACAUCCUAUGAACGUGUCACCCUAUGGGUAGGCGGUUUCAAGCCCGGACUAGUAUUUCGGGUUGUGCCUAGGGCGGAACUUGAGUUGACACCGGACCAAGAAACGAGAAUUGAGGCGGUUCUUGAGGAGAUAAUGGCGGAUGAGAUUUGGCUCACCGAAGAACACAGCCGGAUUCAACGGGAAGCUCCCUCGAUCGUGGCGCCUUAUGUUACGGAGGCGGCACAGAGUGGGAGAAUAGGGACCGAGGGGGAGAGGGUAAUGAAUUCGUUGAAAUCGGCUUUUGCGACACUGGUGGCAUGUGCUGAUCGGGUAAGGGUUAAGGCUACGACCAAGGUGAUUGCGAUUCUGAAUCCUAUUCAGACGGUUAAGUUUUAUGUGGCUAUGGCUACUCAUCAAGUUAGGAUGAGAGAACUAGGUUUGGGUAUGAUGGGUAUGGGUAUGGGUAGUGGCUGA
Impatiens glandulifera is the source of this 720-nucleotide messenger RNA. RefSeq names its product protein ZW2-like. The coding region runs from base 1 to 720 and encodes 239 amino acids. Gene Ontology annotation, molecular function: sequence-specific DNA binding. Gene Ontology annotation, biological process: DNA-templated transcription. The transcript has a single exon. The record is from RefSeq and is a predicted model, not a curated record. NCBI's taxonomy places the organism in Eukaryota, Viridiplantae, Streptophyta, Magnoliopsida, Ericales, Balsaminaceae.